This is a messenger RNA of Seminavis robusta, 1689 nucleotides long. Lineage: Eukaryota; Bacillariophyta; Bacillariophyceae; Naviculales; Naviculaceae. The record is from the annotation of a GenBank genome assembly.
CAAGAAAGAAGCUUCUCUUUCCUCUCUUUUCAUGAAGUGGCCAAGCUUUGCUAACCCCUUUGAGGGAGUGCUGGAGCAGUUUUGGCUCGGGUGUCGUUCAAAUCCUACGGAAGCAGGCAUGCGGCAGGAGAGAUCUCUUCAGCCCCAAACCUCCAUUCUUCUCAAAGAGAUAGAGAGAUCUCAUAAUUUCGAAUCGGCUCCGGUUGAACGUCCCUGUCUACGGUAGCAAACUGCAACAAAAGGAACAACUAUCAUGAAGCUUGCUACCAGCACAGCCGGUAUUGGUACCAACCAGGGCUUCUCAGUUUUGCAGCUGAUGCUCGACACGAUACGCUUCGGUAUCUGCCUUGUCUGUUUGCAAGCUUCUUUCAUCUAUCUCUUUGAUGUCAUCACUGCUUGCAGCGGUACCACUACUACUGCUACUGAGAACGAAACGUGCAAGGCUUACAUUGUGGAUAUUGUCAAGAUCUUUGUUGGAACAGCGCUGUUGUUGAUUCUUGCCCAGGCGAACAACAAGAAGUCUGAUGCCACCGCCGACUGGGACGCCAGGGUCAAUGGACCAGCUCCCAAGACCCAUGCCGACUUGGAGGCCCUCGACGCCAAGAUUGAUGCACUCGAUGCGAAGGUAGAGACCUGCGCUGCCUUUGCCGUCGGCAUCAAGGACAUGUCUGACAUGAUUGACUUUGUCGCCCCCAAAAUGCUCUUGGGAAUCUGGCUCUUCUUUGUCCGGCCUUCUUGCAUCCAUCUGUUGGAGGUCGUCACGACUUGCACGACCGGUACUGACACGUCCGAGAACGGAGAGUGGUGCGAGCCUUCCAUUGCAGAUGCCGUCCAUAUUGUCCUUAUCGUCGUUGUCACAUUGAUCGUGCUGGUUUUCACCACGCACAAGGUCGACAUCUCUGAUGCUACAGAUCCCAAGGAUUCUGCUACCCACGUCAAGGCCGAUCUGGACGUCAUAAUGUUCGAGGAACUACUUGCUGCCAAGAGCAACUCCUUGUUUGCUACCAAAGCCGACUUGGACGCAACCAAUGCCAAGGUCGACGACGUCCAACUUCAAGUUCAUGCUAUCAUCAACAUUGAAUUGGAAGACUGCCAUCAUGCGAUCGACGAGUUUUUUACCCAGACUGACCUGGAAGCUUUGAAGACCAAGAGUCCCGCUGUCUCCCACGCCUCUGAGGAUCGUGCCGGUACUGGUAUUGACCAGAAUCGCGGCGCUCGUACUGGAAAUAGCAAGAAGACCGUGACUUUUUUCGAACCAGCCAACGAGAAUCCUCCCCCCUCUCAAUCCCCCGAGGUCUCUGCUUCCACCAAGAAGAAUCCUGCUAAGAAACCCCGCAUCAUGAAGCAGACUCCGGGCGUCCUGAUUCCUAGCCCGUGCCGCAUCAGCAACGAGGAAAAGAAAGACGACACCACGACGUAUGGUUUCGGUGGCGAUGAUGACUGCGACUUAUUCGGCUACAACUCCGGCGCUUCGGAAAUCUUUUCGGAAGAUUACGGCAAUUUUGAAGCAGGCUAUUUCGAUUGAACUAACGAGCGGACGAGGAAGAAUCGAAGGGAGAGGAGGAUGGCCAUCGACAUGGCAAGCAAAUCUAGAACUAAUAAAAGAGCAGUAACCGAGUAACACUACCGUAACCAAAAGAACAACCGAGGCAGUUGAUCGCACGGUAGGUACCAGAUGCCCCGUGCACA